Messenger RNA from Hyposmocoma kahamanoa, 2939 nucleotides. It is a transcript of the gene Klp64D, whose product is annotated as kinesin-like protein KIF3A. The transcript is spliced from 14 exons. Gene Ontology annotation, molecular function: microtubule motor activity; ATP binding; microtubule binding. The record is from RefSeq and is a predicted model, not a curated record. Bases 37 to 2067 code for a protein of 676 amino acids. Gene Ontology annotation, biological process: microtubule-based movement. Lineage: Eukaryota; Metazoa; Arthropoda; Insecta; Lepidoptera; Cosmopterigidae.
GUUUCUCCACCAUUUUCCACAAAAGAAGCCUCCAAAAUGCCUGACGCAGAGCUUACAGCUCCAACAGUAGAAAAUGUCCGCGUCGUCGUCCGCGUUCGUCCCAUGGACCAACGGGAAAAGCUGGAAGGAGCAUACAACUGCGUCUCCGUGGACGGAGUCAACAACACUAUAGCUGUCACGCGCAACAAUGUCAAUCCGCCUGAACCGCCAAGGGUGUACGCAUACGAUGCGGUGUUCGACUACAACACGAGCCAGAUGGACAUCUACGUUCAAACAGCAAGUCCGAUCGUCGAGGAAGUCCUCAAAGGCUACAAUGGCACGAUAUUCGCCUACGGACAAACGGGCACCGGCAAGACCUACACAAUGGCAGGCAGCAACUCCGCCCCUGAACUGAGGGGAAUUAUUCCCAAUUCGUUCGCUCAAAUCUUCAGUCAUAUCGCGAACGCCAAGGAUGAUGAAAAGUUCUUGGUCUGCGUGACAUACCUGGAGAUCUACAAUGAGGAAGUCCGAGACCUGCUGGGGAACAAUCCACAGCAGAGCUUGGAGGUGAAGGAGCGUCCGGACAUUGGCGUUUUUGUAAAAGACCUGACUGGCUACGUUGUCCACAACGCAGACGAGCUGGAGAAAAUAAUGGCAGUUGGCAACAAGAACCGUCACAUUGGAGCAACGGCCAUGAACACAGAGAGCUCGAGGUCGCAUGCCAUAUUUUCCAUCACAGUUGAGAGUUCGAAGAAGGGGGCGGACGGGAAGACUCAUGUCAAAAUGGGGAAACUACAUCUUGUUGAUCUUGCUGGUUCAGAACGCCAAAGCAAGACUCAAGCAACCGGCACGCGCUUGAAAGAAGCGACAAAGAUUAACCAAUCUCUCUCUGUGCUCGGCAACGUAAUCUCAGCUUUAGUGGACGGAAAGUCUACCCACAUUCCUUAUAGAAACUCGAAACUCACUAGGUUACUGCAAGAUUCUCUUGGAGGGAACAGCAAAACCGUUAUGAUAGCAACGAUAGGUCCAGCAGACUCGAAUUACGUGGAGACAAUAAGCACCCUGCGGUACGCCAAUCGCGCCAAGAACAUCGAGAACAAAACUCAUGUUAACAGCGAGCCAGGAGACGCCUUGCUUACCAGAUUCCAGCAGGAAAUUGAUCAGCUCAAGAAACAAUUGGAAGACACCAACAAUGAACUUGAAGAGGAAGGUGAAGAAGAAGAAGAUGGCAGUGAGGAACUCACAGACGACACUCUCACCGAUCCUGAGCUGGAUGCUGAGUUGGACCCUGAGGAGAGAAAGAAGCGACGGCGAGAACGACGUGAACAGAAGGAACGGCUGAACCAGGAGAAGGCACAUCAAGCGCGAAAGGUCCUGGAAGAAAAGAAGGCUGAACUUCAGCGGACCAAAAAACAUCAAGAGGAGCUUAAAGACAAGCUACAACGCCUGGAGUCCAAGGUUCUCGUGGGUGGUGAGAACUUGCUAGACAAGGCCGAUGCCCAACGAAGACUGCUAGAACAAGCCACUAGGGAGUUGGAGCAAAGGCGUUUGAACGAACAACGGCUGCAGGAACAUUUGCAGAAGAAAGAGGCCGAGCGCCUGGACCUGGAGGAACGCUACUCCAGUCUCCAAGAGGAGAACUCAGCAAAAACACGCAAGCUGAAACGCGCCGUUCAGCUCCUCAACUCAGCUAAAGCUGAGCUGGCUGAUCAGCAACGCGAGCAGCAGAGAGAGAUGGAAGGCAUAUUGGACAGCGUCAGAGCUUUGAAAAGGGAGAUACAGCUGGCGGACUUGGUGCUCGACUCUUAUAUACCUAAGGAGUAUCAAGCAUUGAUCGAACAAUACGUCCACUGGAACGAACAACUCGGCGAGUGGCAGGUCCGCUGCGUGGCGUACACUGGCAACAAUAUGCAUCAUCAUCAAGCGCAUAAUCAUCACCACCAUAGCCAGAAACACAUCGAGCCGCCGGAUCUAUCUGACCGCUACCUGUCAUACAGCAAUGCAAUAUCUCGACCGGGCACCCGUCUAGGACGACCCCACACUUCUGCUGUGCCGCGUCCACACACCGCUUUGAGGCAGCGCCAAUAGACUUAUCUACGACAUCGCGAUAGAUAUGUGGCUGCACUGUAGGCACUUUUUAGAUGCUAGUAGAACAUCAUGUAAACCACCAAGAUAUACAUCCCCCAUAUUUCGGCAGUGUCACCUUCACACACAAAGGUGGCUACUGGCAGACCGGUAGGCAGUAUUUACAUUUCAAUAUUCUAGUAGUAAAUCUGUGUACUGUAGCAUCAAGAACGUCAUUGUUUAGUGAAUUUGAGAAACGUUUUCAGUCUCGCUUAUACACACAUUAUGGGGAAAGAUACAACAGCAUUCGUUUACAUUUUCAUCUAAUCAGAUAGAUAGAAUUUGGAACGGACUCAAUUCAAAUUACUUGAGGCGCCAUCUGUUGACAAAAUAUGGAUCUAUGUAGUCGAGAGCUGUCGUUCAACCAUCUAAAACAAACUUUAUUAGAAUAGCCUGUACGCUGUACUCAUUUGUACGCAAUUAAAUGUAAGACCACGUUUGUAACAUAGCACUGAGGGAUAUUUUUACAAUUUUAUAAAUUUUUCAAUCACAUUUUAAAGCAGUUUGGUAUCACGACAGGGAAUGUACCGAUCCACAUUUAAAAGUGGUUUGUAUACAAUUCAAAAUAAAGCUCAAAAGGUACCAUUAGGUACUUUUCCCGCGCCCCGUCACAGACUAAGUUCAUAUGGGAGGUGCAAGCGUUUACAUAACAGCACACGUGCGCACAGUGAAGCGCGCUGUAAUCUAAACUAUAGGUCAUAUAUUCAUUGAUCUCAACCUACACUAUUUUUACAUAUUAUUUGAUUUAAAAAACAACCUCAAAUGGCUUUGAUUGAUUCCGCAUAACAGUGAAAUUGUUGAAUCAAUCAAUUUGGAAAAAUAUAUAGUAAAAUUGA